CUUCACUCUUGUACUCAUUCCAUAGAUUCCACCGUGCCACUGUCUUCUGUCUACUACGUUAACCAUGGCAUCCGGCAACAAAGUCUACGUUGUCACUGGCGGAAACAGAGGUCUUGGUCUUGGCCUAGUCAAAUCGCUCCUGGCACGACCAGCUACCACAGUCAUUGCUUCUGUCCGCAAUGAGGAGGCAGCCACCAGUCUUAAAGCGGAGACCCAAGCUGUCACCACAGGCGAGCAGAGCAGCCUUUACAUAUUCCAGCUCGACUUCUCAUCGGCUAUUGCACCCGAAAGGGUCAUCGAAGUCUUCAAUGCAGCCACUAGGGUAGACCGCAUUGACGUCCUCAUCUGCAACGCCGGGUACGCAGCGCCCAUGGCGCCGGCCGCCUUGACUUCGGCUGAAGACCUGCGGGCAUCCUUUGAAACAAACACAAUUGCUCCCUUGCUCGUCUUCCAGGGACUAUGGCCCUUGCUCCAAAAGUCCGCUGCGACGCCCAAGCUCAUCAACAUUAGUUCUUCCGUCGGCUCCAUCGGCGGCCAGGAACCCGUCCCGGGCGGUGCCUAUGGGCCUAGCCGUGCAGCGGGAAACUGGCUCACGCGCGCACUUCACGCCCAGCACCCCAAUUUGAUUGCCGUGGCGCUACACCCGGGAUGGGUACAGACGCGGGCGGGAGACUUUGUCGCUCAGCAGUGGGGUUACGCAGCUGGCCCUCCCGAGACGAUUGACAAUAGCGUCAAGGGAAUGUUGCAGGUGAUUGAUGGGGCUACACGGGAGACCACUUCGGGCAAGUUCAUUACUUAUGAGGGACAGGAGCUGCCGUGGUAGACCUCCCUCUGCCUUGACCAGUAGAUGGAUCCGAGAACGUUGAUGCUUUGAUCGAGGAUUUGUCUUAGAAGCAGUACUAUAGUAUACUAUGGCUGUCAGCAUUC
Messenger RNA from Aspergillus pseudonomiae, 927 nucleotides. Its product is annotated as SDR family oxidoreductase. The coding region runs from base 65 to 823 and encodes 252 amino acids. NCBI's taxonomy places the organism in Eukaryota, Fungi, Ascomycota, Eurotiomycetes, Eurotiales, Aspergillaceae. The record is from RefSeq and is a predicted model, not a curated record. The transcript has a single exon.